Molecule: messenger RNA, 1566 nt
Organism: Moesziomyces aphidis
Lineage: Eukaryota; Fungi; Basidiomycota; Ustilaginomycetes; Ustilaginales; Ustilaginaceae
Source: the annotation of a GenBank genome assembly
AUGGCCGACUCUUCUGCUGCUGCGGCGGCGGCGCCGGCCUCUUCUGCGCCCGACUUGUCCACGCUCACGGUCGCCGUGUCGUCCGCCACGCUCUCCGACGAUGGCAGCGCUACCCUCUCGCGCCGCGGCGAGUACGGCGCCAACACGUUUCAGCUGCCCGAGGGCCUCAAGCGGCUGCUGGCCAACAUGUACGACCCGGACACCAACCCGCAGGGCAUCAUCAACGCCGGUAUUGCAGACAACUCGCUGUGCCGCGACGAGCUGCUGCGCUACCUGCUUGCGCCGCACAGGCUGCAGCUCUCCCCCGCCGACCUGACGUACGCUGAUCGGUUUACCACCUCGACGCGUCUGCUCGAGGCCAUCGCCAAGCUGUUCAACGAGUACACCCCGGACUGGCCCGACACGACGCGCUCGCCCAAGCCUAGGACCAAGGUGGUGCCGGACCACAUUGCGAUUGCGUCGGGAGCGACGGGGAUCCUGGACGAGCUGUUUUGGAAUCUGUGCGACGAGGGCGAUGGCGUGCUGCUGAGCACGCCGUACUACAAUGCGUUUGACAACGACCUGACCAGCCGCGCCAAGGCACAGGUGGUUCCGGUGCAUCUGCCGUUGCCCGGCGCAGCACGGGAGAGUCUGGAUAAGACGGCGUUUGCAAGCGAGACGGUGGCGGCGUACGAGGCGGCGUACGAGCGCGCCACCAAGCAGGGUGUCAAGGUGCGUGCGCUGCUGCUGUGCAAUCCGCACAAUCCGACGGGCACGAUCUAUCCGCGCGACACCGUGAUUGCGCUCGCCACACUCGCGGCCAAGUACAAGCUGCACUUUGUGUCGGACGAGAUCUAUGCGCGCUCGUGCUUUGCCACUGCCGACGUGCGCGAGCCAGCGGUGUUCCACAGUAUUCUGUCGAUUGAUGUGGUGGAGGAGUGUGGGUUGGAUUCAGCGUACGUGCAUGUGGUCACGUCGGCGUCCAAGGACUUUGCAGUCAACGGGUUCCGACUGGGCGUGCUCGUGUCGCAGCACAAUGCGGCGCUGCUUCGAGCCAUGGCGUCCGUGGGGCUGUUGUCGCAGAGCGCCUCGCCCGCAGCAUCGCUCUGGCACACAUGGCUCUCUGAUGAAGCCUUUUUGCGAUGGUAUCUGGCUGAAAACCGUCGCCGCCUGGCACGCGCGUACGAGCACACGGUCCAAUGGGCACGCCUGGCUGGUAUCCCCUACUUGCCCUCCAACGCCGGCUUCUUUGUCAUGCUCGACUUUAGCACAAAGAUCGGCAUCACCAAAGAGACGGGCGAGAGCGAGGCUGCGAAGCGGGAGGAGGAUUUCGUGGAUCGGCUGCUGGAUUGCGGCGUCUUUGUGGCUCCCGGCACGCAGUACCACCAUCCGAACAAGGGAUGGUUCAGGUUCACGUUUAGCAUGCAGCCCAAGACGCUCAAGCUCGCACUCGAGCGCACCGAACAGGCUCUGCGGCUCGAAGAGAGCGUCGAGAAGAAUAGACCACUGCUCGAUUUGGACUCGGGCGGUACUCCGGCCCCCGAUGCGGGAAAGAGGCAAAGCUGGAUUCAAAAGCUUGUUGGCUAG